Molecule: messenger RNA, 4129 nt
Organism: Megalops cyprinoides (Indo-Pacific tarpon)
Lineage: Eukaryota; Metazoa; Chordata; Actinopteri; Elopiformes; Megalopidae
Gene: asxl2
Product: ASXL transcriptional regulator 2
Exons: 13
Coding region: 248-4039 (1263 amino acids)
Biological process (GO): positive regulation of transcription by RNA polymerase II; animal organ morphogenesis
Cellular component (GO): PR-DUB complex
Molecular function (GO): DNA binding; peroxisome proliferator activated receptor binding; chromatin binding
Source: RefSeq, a predicted model, not a curated record
CCCUCUCUCUGUGUCACAUUCCUCCGUGUUCUCCAUGUGGGUCUGAGAAGUUCAGGUGAAUUCAGACACCUGUUAAGCGCUUUGGUGCUUGAGGGCACCAUCGGCAGCGUUCUGCGGACCCUCGUCGCCGAAGGCCAUUGGUUUUCAGCGGUGUGGGAACACGUGCAGAGCCGUGGAGAGCGACUCUUCCCGUUAAGUUUUCUGUAAGGGCCUGGUCUUGGUGCUGGAGAAGUACCCCAAUACACCCAUGAGCCAUAAAGAAAUUCUGCAGGUUAUCCAAAGAGAGGGGCUGAAGGAGAUAAGAAGUGGCACAUCUCCACUGGCGUGCCUGAAUGCAAUGCUGCACACCAAUUCCAGAGGGGAGCAGGGGAUUUUCUACAAAGUACCUGGCCGCAUGGGAGUCUACACACUGAAGCAGAAGGACGUCUCGGACAGUCCGAAGGAGCUGUCGGAGGAUGGAUCGGAGGAAAGCAGCGACAUCGCCUCCGAUUCCCAGAGCACAGAAAACAGCAACAACACCAACAGCAAAGAGAGUCGGAAGGGCAAGUGGCGUAGGAGAGUGGCCUCGAAGCUGCAGUCCCAGCCGGCCUCGCCCCAGUCGCGCUGCACCUCGCCCUCCGUGCCCCCCAGCAAGCUCAUCUCGCCCUCGCAGAAGCACAGCAAGAAGGCCCUCAAACAGGCCCUGAAACAGCAGCAGCAGCGAAACCAGCGGAGACAGGGUGGGAUCUCCUCCGCCUCCAGCUCCCGGCUCAUCCUCAAAACCGUCAAAGACAUGGCUGACCCCGUGACCGCCAAGUCCGCGUGGGAGAUGAAGCAGUCAACGCAACGCUCCACCAGCCCUCAGAACUCCUCCAGCUCUUCCUCCUCCUCCUCCUCCGUCAAAACGGACCUGUGUCCCUCGGUCAGCACCAGGAAGAUGACCCAGCGGUCGGACCGGCUCAGCGCACGACAGCUGAAGCGGACCAAGUGCGCGGAGAUCGACGUGGAGACGCCCGACUCCAUCCUGGUGAACACCAACCUGCGGGCGCUGAUCAACAAGCACACCCUCUCCGUCCUGCCCACGGAGUGCCAGCAACGCCUCCUCGCCCUCCUCCCGGAGGUGGACCGACAAACCUGUGCAGAUGGCCAGUUGAAGCUGAGCAGCUCAGCCUUAAACAAUGAGUUCUUCACAUCCGCAGCGCAGUCCUGGAAGGAAAGACUUGCAGAAGGUGAGUUCACUCCAGAGAUGCGGCUGAGGAUCCGGCAGGAGUUUGAGAAGGAGAAGAAGAUGGAGCAGUGGAAGGAGCACUUCUUCGAGAGCUAUUACGGCCAAACUUCUGGGCUCAGCAUAGAAGAAUCCAAAGAGAUAACGGAGGCUGCUCCCAGUCCAGAGCCUUCAAAACCCCAAACCCCUCCUCUACCCACCGAGAAAGCUGACACAAAGACUGAACUCGGAGAGGAAGUCAAGGAGGGAGACACUUCAAAGGAUGAAGGAAGCCCCCUCGUCACGCCGAGGUCCCCGCAUGAGGAUCCAGAAGCAGAGGCAGAAACAGCCCCAGACCAGCUGCAGGGCCCUGAACGCCCUCCGUCUGAGGCUGACACGGUCUCACCGAAGCCCAGCGCGAAGGCUGGCCCCGUCCAAUCAGAGGAGGUCGCCUCCGAGGCCCUGCCUUCGGGAGAAGGGCCGGGAGGUGAGGACGGAUCCGCAGCGCAGCUCCCUCCAGGGAAUGAGCCAAAGGUCAGCCCAGGCGCCUGCUGCACGCCGACCGAGUCUCCCAGCAGCAAGACCCCGGAGGCGGACCGCAUGGAGGUGACUCCGGAGCCGCUGAAGAGGAAGUCCCCCGGCGAAGAGGAAGUGGCGCCAAGCCCCGAGAAGAGGCCCCGGGUGUCAGAACCGCCCCCACCUCAGACGCCCCCAAGAGCAUCUCCCGAGAACAACGAUCAGACCGCAGCACCGAAAGUCCCUCCACUCAAGAUCCCAUACUCACGGAUUGUGCCAGUUCCAGCAGCCGGGGGCCAGGUCUCUCCGAGGGCUCCCAUCCCAGCACCCCUCACGAGUCCUGGCCGGACCGGGGCGCGCACCCUGGCCGAUAUCAAGGCCAAAGCCCAUCAGGCCAGGUUGCAGCGGGCGGCAGCUGCGGCAGCAGCCGCUGCAGCCGUGUCCACAUCAGAGGGCACUGUUCCAGGCCCAGGGCCUGGAGGGGGUGGCGGAGAGACUGGGGGUACCGCCAAGGAAGGGAUUCUACCCCUCGGCUCAGAGCCAGAGCCCAGGACGCCUUCCUUUCGUGCCUGUGGUUCUGGAACACAAUUACAGCCUGCCACCCAAUCAGCAGCCUCCAGAGUUGAAUCGCCCACACCCAUCCCGUCAGGCACGGGCACUACUCAAGCCCCUCCCACCUCAGUGACCCCCUCCCGUCCUGCAUUCUCCACAAAUCCAUUGCAGGCAGACCCCACCUCAUCGCAGGCCUCGAGUCUGAGAGCCCCAUCCGUCACUAGUGAAAAACCAGAAAAGCCGUUACCAGAGCAGCCAAGUGCCAGCUCUGCUGUGGGAAAAGCGGGGUCUCAACUCAUUCAAAAGCCAUCAAAUUCCUCUGAGGUCCUGGGAAAGCAGCAUGUUACCCUCGCUUCCCAGGGGGCGAAAGUGACAGCUUCACAAUCAGUCACGCAUCCAUCCCCCACACCAACGCUCAGUCAAAAGAUACCUGAGAAUCCACUAGCCGCAGGGCCUACUGCAAAGGCGAGCUCCUCCAUCACCUCUAACAAUCCCCUCGUCACCAAGCUCCUUCAGGGAAAGGAGGUCCCCCUGGACCAGAUCCUUCCAAAGGCCCACACAAAGGUUCCGCCUGUGAUCGCGCCCUCAGGUGACAAAGGGAAAUUUUCCGCCUCUGUGCCGGGAAGUUCUGUCACGGGUGAUGAGAGCUCACUGGCUGCUGGCUCGGGAGCCAUUGAGAAACAGAGACAGCUCUCUGGCCAGAUCCUGGUGGCCAGGCCCUGUGGCGUGGAGCUGGUUCAGCACCAGCGGGAGAUGCUGAACAAGGCCACCCAGGAGCAGAUCCUGCACACCUUGAUGCAGAGGGCGCACGGCCAGCAGUUCAUCCCCGGCCCUCAGCCUCCCCAGCACGAGAUGUGCCGGCUCGUCCACCCCUCGCACUGUCCCAGCGAGCCCAGGUUCUCCGUCGGCUUCCUGGGCCGCAAGAGGUUGUCCCGGCCCGCUAUGUCGGGGCACUACCUCCUCAACAUCUCCACGUAUGGGAGAGGCUCUGAGAGUGGCAAGAGGGCCCACCUGGCUAUCAGCACUCCUCUGGCGAACCUGAAGACGGAGUACACAGAGGGCGAGGAAGAGGAGGCUGCGCACAGACCUCCCGAUUCCACGGGCCAGGACUCGGAUCUUUCGGGGGUCAAAACGGAGCACCAGGAACCCUCGGAUGGUUCGGACGAAACGCCAGACGUUCACCAGCAGCUGAAGAUAAAGUCGGAGUUUUCGUCGCUCGGACACCAGCCUGACAGGGAGAUCUCAGUCCACGCAGCCUGCGUCAGCAGCGGCAGCAACGCUGACCCAAGAACCAAAGAAAUGGACCCGGUUCCCCAGUCACGCGCGGGGCAUCCCGAGCUGGGCAAUAACGUACAGGGUAACUCCAUAUCAGUGACUCCAGAGCCAUAUCGACAGCAGGUGCACACGAGCGCGGACGGCCCCCACCCCCGCCAGGCCGCCGCCUACCGCGUGCGGAAAGCGUCCUCGGAAAGCCAAGUGCCCUACGGCCACCCGCUGAACCACAGCCCCACAGAGACCGGCACCUCGCCUAGCUACAGCCCUGCUUCCAGCAGCGGGAGUGUCAUGUCCUUCUCCGUGACCGUCACCGCCAUACCCACCACUCACGGCGGCCAUGGGGAGGCGGCGCCCAUCCAGGCCUUCACGGAAGGUUCCGGCAUGGACGACUCCCCCUCCAAAUGCUAUUGCCGGCUGAAGGCCAUGAUCAUGUGUAAGGGGUGCGGGGCCUUCUGUCAUGAUGACUGCAUAGGUCCCUCCAAACUCUGUGUCUCCUGCUUAGUGGUGAGAUAGGCCACUAGCACGUGUGCAUUCAUAGGAAAUGUAACCGUUAAAACACAAGGUGAGGCUGGAGAGCUCAUUGUGAUGAUGUUAAGAAAGAAA